Messenger RNA from Rhincodon typus (whale shark), 1791 nucleotides. RefSeq names its product TAFA chemokine like family member 5a (gene tafa5a). The transcript is spliced from 4 exons. Gene Ontology annotation, biological process: G protein-coupled receptor signaling pathway. Bases 1 to 390 code for a protein of 129 amino acids. Lineage: Eukaryota; Metazoa; Chordata; Chondrichthyes; Orectolobiformes; Rhincodontidae. The record is from RefSeq and is a predicted model, not a curated record. Gene Ontology annotation, molecular function: receptor ligand activity; G protein-coupled receptor binding.
AUGGCUCCGGCAAACCCCCGUAAGGAUGCCAACACAUGGCCAAGUAUGCCCUCAACUUUCUGGGCAGUCAUCAUUCUGGCUAGCUUCCUCCUCGCAUACUGCAGUCAGCUCGCUGCAGGUACUUGUGAGAUAGUUACACUGGACAAAGAUAGCAGUCAACCGCGAAGGACUAUAGCCAGACAAACUGCAAGAUGUGCGUGUAAAAAGGGACAGAUUGCUGGCACAACGAGAGCAAAGCCAGCCUGUGUGGAUGCACGAAUUGUAAAGACUAGACAAUGGUGUGAAAUGCUUCCGUGUUUGGAAGGAGAAGGUUGCAAUUUGUUAAUGAAUAAAUCAGGCUGGACCUGCACACAGCCAGGUGGGCGAAUAAAGACAACUACGGUCUCCUGACAAAUGCAUCAACAAAGAAUCCUUGCAGGAGCAGCUUAGAACUCUGUGUGAGCUACUUAUAUGAAUCAAAUUCUACUGCUGCGGACUACCAUCUGUUGUAUGUUAUUUCCUCAACUCUUUCUUUCUCUACACUGGUGAAAACAACAUAUUCUCACCUAACUCUUGAGCUAAAGUUUCACUUAUUCUGUUAUUAGGACAACUGGGGCAGUAAAUGUAGAAUACUGAGCUAUGCUUGGACAGAAGCAAUAUUGACAAUGUUUGACCCUUCUCGUCACUACUUUUCAACUAAUGUUGGAUUGCUGUUAUCCAGUUGAUGUUUCCGCUCAGAAAGCCUGUUACAGAAGACUGAAUUGAUUUUAUCAGCCCCUAACAGGCAGUGAAUCUUUGCCUCAGGUGGGACACUAAAGAGUUACCGAAGGCUCCAUAGUAAAGACACUGUGCUAUUAUUUGUGUAACUCUCUCUGACAUCUAUACAUCUAUUUCCUCAUCUUUACCUGUUCGCAAAACAAUAGACCAAAGAACAAAAGGAGAACGUUAAAAUGGACACUAUUUCAUUGUGAAUGAGCUUUACUGAUUUCAAUUGUAAUGGGCUCCUGAAGGAUUUGAUUUCAGCUUUUCAUAGUGCUGAAAUAAAUCAUUACUGGCUCAGGUAGAGUCUUUGUUGAAAAAAAUAGAGGGACUCCUGAUUUUGGGAAAGCUGAUCUGAUGUAAGAUGUCUAAAGGUUCUAUUGGAGCAUGGAAACAGAAUAAUAGUCUAUGUCCCGUCACAAAAGAGACACAUAUGAACACUCACGCUGGGAGGACAUCUUAGUCUCCUGUUUAGUUUGGCUGACUUCUUUCUCAUUCUUAAGUCACAUUGUAUUUCAACCAGAAAAAAAAAGAACUAAAUGUGAAACAUUUGCAGCUCGUGUUUCCUUUCCCAGCAUAAAAGUAGCUACGGUCAAACAGCAUUCGCAAUGAGCAUGUCUGGCUACCUGCAGCCUGUGUCACAAUUCAAUCAACCAUCUACCAACACACACACACACACACACAUCAAAUUAGCUGAGAAAGUAACAUUUGUUGAAAACAGGAUCAUUAAAUGUAUUUUGAGAAACCUAAAGUUAUAUAUUUAACAGUUUUUAUAUGUUGUAUCUUUGUAGAAAAUCUUAUUUAACAAAUAAUGUGGUCAUACUAUGCCAGCCACGAAAGUGGUCAAGAGUUGUGUUUUAACUUCUGGUAUCUGUCAAAGAGAUGAUUGGUGUAUGUUUCUUUCCUUGGAGCAUUCUGGAUCUGAAAACUGGCCACAAAGAACUCUGUAGAAAAAAAAUGCUGUUUAUACAUCAAUCCAUUCAACCAUUGCACUGUAGGAAGACAGUUUAUUUCUUUUAUGUAAUGGUAUAAUAGAGUGGAAAACAUUUUAAA